CGUGUCGUGUUUCUCGUUCACAGAGACAGAACUGCAUUGCUUUGAGGUGUCCGUAGCAGAAGUAUGUCAGCAUUUCCGGGUUCCUUCACUCAACCGGGGGAUGAAUCUGUCGUCUCUGUUCUACACGAUGACGGCGAUGGGGGCUACGGGGGAUCACAUGGGUUGGACUCCUUCACGAAUGAUUCUGGCUCGGUCAAGGAUUCUGCUAACGAUAUCUUCGAGUCGCAGCCGUCAAUCCAAAGUAACAAGGUGGAAUUUGAUGGAGAAUUCGGCGAAUCGGACGGCCCAACCUUGCCGCCUCCAUUUGAGAUGGAGCCCGAGGAAGGGUUUGCUAUCAGAGAAUGGAGGAGGCAGAAUGCAAUUGUCCUGGAGGAGAAGGAGAAGAGGGAAAAGGAGUUAUUAAGCCAAAUAAUUGAAGAAGCAGAGGAGUAUAAAGUUGAGUUUUAUAAAAAGAGGGAGAUAACCUGUGAAAACAACAAAAGCAGUAACAGGGAAAAGGAGAAGUUAUUUGUGGCCAACCUGGAGAAGUUCUAUGCUGAGGCUGAUAAGGAUUAUUGGAAAGCAAUUGCAGAUCUCAUUCCUAAGGAAGUACCGGCCAUAGAGAAGAAGAGAGGGAAAAAGGAUGAAGAGAAGAAACCGUCUAUUCUUGUGGUCCAAGGCCCCAAGCCUGGGAAACCAACUGACCUUACAAGGAUGCGGCAAUUACUCUUGAAACUGAAGCAGAACACACCUCCCCACCUGAAGCAUUCUCCACAACCAGUGGCAGAACCUGCAAAAGAUGCUAAAACCAGUACUGCUGCAGCAGCUGCCUCUCCUGUCACAACCACUUCAGAGGCUGUGGUUGCUGCUUAGUUUCAUUCUGAUUAUUUUAAGUCAAAUGAUUAUUUAUAAGACAGAAUUAAGACUAUCAUGUUGUCUAGCCAUAUAUUGUCAUCAUCGAAAUUGAAAAGGGUGCAUCUGAUUGUGUAUGCGGUUGUAAAAUACCAUUUCAUUUUUAGCAGGCUCAAUAUUAGUUUCC
Molecule: messenger RNA, 1018 nt
Organism: Rubroshorea leprosula
Lineage: Eukaryota; Viridiplantae; Streptophyta; Magnoliopsida; Malvales; Dipterocarpaceae
Source: the annotation of a GenBank genome assembly